Molecule: messenger RNA, 6514 nt
Organism: Monopterus albus (swamp eel)
Lineage: Eukaryota; Metazoa; Chordata; Actinopteri; Synbranchiformes; Synbranchidae
Gene: atad5a
Product: ATPase family AAA domain containing 5a
Exons: 22
Coding region: 406-5850 (1814 amino acids)
Cellular component (GO): nucleus
Molecular function (GO): ATP hydrolysis activity; DNA binding; ATP binding
Source: RefSeq, a predicted model, not a curated record
GACUGUGAUUGGUGGAAUUUGUUCAUGUCAAAGGUCAUGUAUAUUUGGCGCUCUUGAAUUCACAACCCCUCUGGCGCGUUUUUGAAAGAUGUUAAGAACUAUGUACUUUGAGUGUCUGCUCGGAAUAGUUUAUGUAGCUUCACUGUAACGUUCUUCACUUUGCGUAAAUGUCUGGACAACUUUUGGGAUUUGGGAGGAGCGAAGCUGCUCUGAAAGUAGCACCUAGCGAAGUCUGCUAGCUUGUUGUUUUAUAACGAUAUUUAUAUGUCUGCUGACAGCACACAGCUGUCCGCCUCACACGAUGAACUUUGCCUCUGUUGCUAAUUCACACAUACACGGGGAAUGAAUAAGAAAAGACAAGAACACCGUCUAUGAGUUGCAGCACGUUAUCGUUCUAUUCAAAUUAUGGCUGGUGUUGUGGCUAUGGCAUCUGUCAUUGAAGACUUUGACACCCAGCCUUGCAAGAAAUCUCGCAGAGAUGGUGGCAAUCCCGUUGUUAAGACAAUAACAAACUAUUUCCCUCCUGUUGCCAAGCCUGUGGAGAAACCCUUUUCUCCUCCCCGAUCCAACAUCAUCAUGGACUACUUUGGCCGGAAGGCUCCAUCCUCUGAAAGAAAGUCCAGCUCACCAGAACAAUGUAAAGGGAACUGUCAGAUGUCUCACUCUGCACAAAAACACAUCAGCCCAGAGGCAGUAGUGAAGCAACCAUCUCAGAAACGGGGUAGAAAGGCCAGCAAAGCUGCAAGGAAGCUUAUGGGAGCUGAAACUGUUAGCUACAAGGAGGAGGCAAGCUGCCUAAUUCUAGAAGAACCAUAUGACAGCAGAGAUUCAGCAGCAGAGGCAGCCAGCAGCUGUGAGGUCCUUGGCAGCGAUACAGCAGCUCUGCUGGCCCAGCUUAGUGCUGAGUCUUGUGUCACUGCAGGGACAUCAGAGAUGGCUGUUAGUGUGAAGCAGCCUGACAAAGAUGCACAUCAUGAAGAUAUAUCCAUAUGUGAGGAUAGCAUUAGAAUUAAACCAGAGCUGAAGAGUAUUACCCUAUCUCCAAUUGUGCCUUCAAGUGAUAAGGCGAAACGGGUAAAAAAUGCUGCACGAAAUUCUAGGAAGAGGCAGCAGCAAGAGGCAAAGCAACCAGAGCCAGUUGAGAACUCCUUGUGCAAUGUUAGCAUGGAGGUUGAUGAGGAUGAAGCCUCUCAGUUAAACAGCAGCACAGUCACAAUUUCCUUUGAGGAUUUUCUACGGAGUCAGAGUGAGGACAAGGGUGAAGAGGACAUAGAAGAUGAAGAGGGCAAAGAAGACAAAAUUACAAUCAGCUCUGAGGCAGAGGAAAUGGACACUGACCAGUUGAAUAUUCCUAAAGCUGAAGAAAAUGUAUGUUCUGGGGAGCCAUUGCUCCAAGUCUCACCCCGAACCCUUACCAUCCAGGCUGAAGUGCAUGUAGUCCCAGCAAAACAGGAAGCAGUGAAGGCUGUGGGAAAAUUUGCUUCUAUCUUUAAUAUAAGAAAAAGGGCCAACAGUCCUACUAAGGUUAUAUCGCCUCCACAGACAGAGGUCAGGCCCCAGCUUCCUUCUACCCCUCUGGCUGCUAAACGAAAAUCCAAUGUUGUUCUUCAAGAGGAUGAUCUAGAGUUGGCUGUACUUGAGAGUGAACUCACUUCCAAGUGCAGUGAGACAGAGAGGAAGCAGUUCAUGGCUGCUUUCAAACAGCCUGGCCUAGAUGGGUCCAAGACAAAACCUGGGAAGAGCCAGAGCAAGCAGAAGCAGGCUGACGAGAAGCGUUUGGAUGCUGCAGACAAAGUUACUGAGGAUGACACUGUAAUUCCUCCCUCUGUUGAGCAAAUCCCUGCUGCUUCUCAGAAAAACAGUGUGGCUAAAAAGAAACCAGCAAGAAAAGGUAGAAAGACAGCUAAAGUAGAAAAGGAGGCUGUCACCACCUCAUCUGCUGUUGCUCCCGUGGAAGAAAUAGCGGUCUUGAUUAAUGUUGAUGAUAAAAGAGAGGAACCUCUCAUCACUCCAGCUUCCUCCAUCCCAGCUGUGAGGAGGUCCAGAAGACAGGCUGUGAUCAGACAAGCACCUGAGCCUGCCCCAACAACCCCUGUCAGAAACAACAGAAAAUGCACAAAGGAUGCUGCUUUACCUGACAGCCCUAUAAGGAUCUCAACCCCAAAGACACACAGGUCCAGACACGGAGUUUUUGUAGCAGAGAUUGUGUGCCCUCCUGACAUAAAACAAAGUCCCAUCAGGAUUAAAUUUACUAGAGUCCAAAAAAAUGUUUCCACAUCAAAGGCUGAAAGUGGCCUAAACUCCCUUUUGGCUAGUAAAACAUCAAAUGAAUCUAAAAAAAGGAAGCAGGCAAAGAAGUUGGUGAAGAAAGCUAAAGUGAUUCAGCGGAGUAAGAAAGCUAGUGUAGAGGAGAAGGGCACCUUAAGGCGUUCAUCACGAAACAAGGCCUCUGUCAAGAAGAAGAACUGUGAAGAUGAGGAUUCUGUGAUCUGCAUUGGGGAGAACCAGACCUCCACUCCUCAGACAGCACCAGAAAAGAGUAAAUCCCAGAAAUCUCUACGUAGUCUGAAUGAUGUUCUGGGUAAAGCCAUGCCAGCUCCUAAAGAGACCAAGACUGUCCCAGGCUCCAAAGUGGCCUGCGUGGGCCAAGAGAAGAGUGUUCGGAAGGCAUCUGCAGUAGUUUCCAUCUUUGAGAGCAGUCAGGAGGGCUCUGAAAACUCCCAGGACGAUGAGCAGUUCAGGGCGCGCAGAGAGUUCUUGAAGAGUGGGCUGCCUGAGUCCCUUAGAAAGCAGAUAGCCAAGACCACUGCCACCAAAGAGGCAUACUCCCUCUCCUGUUCCUCCUUUCAACCAGUUGUACACAUGAAGCAACCACCAAACGACUGCCCUCUGUGGAGUCUACCAUGGCCUGACUCGCCUUUACUGAGUCAUCUGAAAGAGCCGUGUAGCCAAGCAUCCAGGCCUCUUCUAUCUGUUGCUGGCUCCUUUUGUUUGAAGACGGAACCCACCCGUAGAGCCUUCUGUGAAAGGGUUUCUGGCUGGAGACCUGAGAUAUCUGAAAGUGUUCGUCAGCUUCUAAUGGAGGAGGUCAGUGCCUCUAACCCUCCGUUCCCUGUUCAGAUGUUCAUCACUCGCUUCCUGAAGAGACGUCGCGACCACCAGCAGCACUGCACAGCCUCAGAACCAGUUGCAAACAUCCUGCUUCCAGCUGAAACAGCAGGAGGGAAGAGGAAGAGGAUGGAUGAUGAAGGGGGAAACAUAGUAAAGGUGACCAAGAAGCAGCGGGCAAACCAUUCACAAGAAAACGUUUCAGCACUUAGUCCAGAGCCGGCAAAAAGGGGAGGCUGUACAAGACGAGCACAGAGAUCCAGGCGGGAUGCUCCCAUCCCAUCCAAAGAGCUGGAUGACAUGCUUUUGGGAGCAGACACUGGGAAAAAAGUUUGUCCUACAGAGGUGAUGAAGGAGGACAUGCUGUGGACAGACAAAUACCAGCCCCAGCACUCCAGUGACAUUAUAGGCAACACCGCCUCAGUUAGGAGGCUGUACAGCUGGCUAAAGGAGUGGAAACUCCGUACAGACCAAGAAGAGAGAAAAAAGCAGAAAGACAAAAAACAAGAGGAAGACAGCAAUGACUCUGAGUGGGACAGCGGAAAAGACGACUCCCAGGAUGGAGAAGACAUGUGUAAUACAGUCCUUAUUACAGGACCCACUGGAGUAGGAAAGACUGCUGCAGUCUAUGCUUGUGCCCAGGAGCUGGGCUUCAAGGUGUUUGAAGUUAACGCUUCAUCUCAGCGGAGUGGUCGUCUGAUUCUGUCCCAGCUGAGGGAAGCCACUCAAUCACACCAGGUGGACAGUCAAGGGGUCAACGCCCACAAACCCACCUACUUCAGUAGCUACGCCACAAGCAGCAGCGCUGGCACUGUCAGGCCUGGAUCCUCUCCCAGAAAGGUUAACUUUCCUUGCAAGGUGAUUUCCUCUCCCAGGAAACAUCCUCAGUCUCCAAGAGGUCCUAACAGAGGAGGCCUGGCUCCCACCUCUUUAGCUAACUUCUUCAAAAUGGAUCGACCCACCAAGAAGCAGCCACUUAACACUAAGAAGGAUGAACAAGCAGAUGCUUCGAAGAAAGGCAUGAAGGCAAAUAAUGAGGGUAUCAAGAAGCAUACAGAAAUCACAGCCAAAUCAUCAGUAGCUUCAACCCCUAAUGAAGAACAGAAUAAGAACAUGGCUACCUCACUCAUUCUGUUUGAAGAAGCGGAUGUUAUUUUUGACAAUGACUCAGGGUUUCUCGCUGCCGUCAAGACAUUCAUGACCACUACCAAGAGGCCAGUCAUCCUCACUACCAGCGAUCCUACUUUCAGCACCAUGUUUGAUGGUAACUUUGAGGAGAUCCAUUUCAAAAUGCCGUCAGUGCUGAAUGUGGGCAGCUACCUGCAGCUUUUGUGUCUGGCUGAGGACAUGAGGACAGACCUGUCAGACAUCAGCUCUCUGCUCAGACUCAACGGCUGUGACAUCAGGCAAAGUUUACUGCAGCUACAGUUCUGGACUCGCAGCGCUGGUGGCCGCCGCAUAACCAGGCCACUGACGCAAUCUGGCAAAAAUGCCGAACUGAAACCAGAGGCUGAUGGUGAGGCAGCAGAUGUGUCUGUGUGUGAAGUGACUCUCCCUCCCUGUGAUACCGGCUGCACUGAGACCAAGCUGGGCCUGUUCAAUAUAGAACCUGAGAGAGACAUCUGGGAGCUGCUCAGGAGCCGGAGUCCAGUGGAGGAGGUGGUUUGCUGGGAGCUGCUGACAGACAGCAGGCGACGAGGAGUGAAUUUGUUAUAUGCCAACAUGGUGACCCUCUUACCUCUACCACGUGCACAGCUGAAGACCUCUACCCACAAACCGAAGCAAUGUGUUUCUGUGUUACAAGACCAUCCUGUAAAUCCAGAAGAGCCACCAUCAUCCACGCUGCCAUCCCAUGCCAGGCCACCCCAUAGCCCAGAGUCUUCUGAUUGUUCAGACGAUGGCAGUCCAGUUAAAGUUUCCAGCAGAAUGAGGAAGAACAAGAGAAGGCACUGCUUACCUGACCAUGAUGGGCUGCAUGACUCAGACUCAGAAGACAGUUUUCAAUCUCUCUGCAAACAGCCGAGUGCUCCUCGGGCACAGGAGGAAAUUAAAGUCAGUCUAGUGUCAGAAAUAGUGAAAAAGAAGCCACUGACUCCUGAAGAGCGGGUAAAAAGUCUCCACGUCUCACAGUGUCUAGAAUCAAUAGCUGACUUUUUAGACACCAUGUCCUACAUGGACUCCACAUUGCUUGCUCAUCCAGAAGUGGACGAUAUUCACAGAGGAAUGUCACCAGUUGGUGCAGUGGUGAAAGAUGGGAUGACAGAUGAGACGAGGGUGGAGGCUGACAAAGGGAGAUGUGUGAGGGGGGAGCGCGUUGUGGAGAUCCAGGCUGCUGUGGAGGCGCUGAGCUUCCACAGAUGUCGGGUCUCGGUAGCAGAGGCCUGGGACAAAGCCCAGCAGCUGGAAGGGGAGUUGGGAAAAGAGGUUGCAGCAGAACUCACCCUCCCUGUGGCCCCUCAUUGUGAAGGUUACAGCUUCACUCAGGACAGCUCCUGUCAACUACAGCUGGUCCAGAGGAGGAGAGACGCUAUAGAGAGCCUGAUGUUGAGAGGAGUGGUCGGUAUUCUGGGAAACAGACCAGCAGCUGCUCUGGACUACCUGCCAGCCCUUCGUGCCAUCUGCAGAUCGGAGCAGCUGAAGAAGCAGGGAAAGGUCAAACGGAGGUUUCUCCACUACCUGAAUUCGAUCCACCUCGGCCUUGAAAAGAGCACUCUACAGCACCUAGCUGAAGACUUCCCCUAAACCACAGAUGUGUCAUGACCACACAGGGGCCUUAAACAAAUAAUUAGAACUGGCUCUCAGACUGGAACGAGGAACACGUUUGCACUGAAUGAUCUGACCGCAGGACCUCAAGGCCUGAUCUCGACACGAGAUGAGGUGGAGAUCUGGUCAGAGAUGAGUUUCCAUGUGUUCCCUCCAAGAUGGAUAUGACUGCUGACCAGCCGCAUAACCUCACAUCUGAUCCUGCACUUCUUGUGGUGCUUUCAAAGAAUGCACUAAAUAUUACUACAUAUAUGAUUUUUGUAAUAUUAAGUGGUGCUGUGUUUAUUUCUUUUUUGUACAGAAGCUGCUUAUUAAUUCGCUUUGCAUUUUGCAGGGUGGUUUUUAUCAAGUAGAAAUUGCUUUUAAUGAGCAAGUGUGACUCAAUGAUUUGUAAGAGACUAAAAUAUAGUUUGUGUCUGUUUGUAAAAGCUGUGUAAAUUUUCUCCACACACCGUGCUGUUGAUCCAUUUAGGCUCUUGGUUUUAUUCAUAAAAAGCAGGCACCUUUUAACAGGAAUUUAUCACCUUCACAUUCAUCGCAGGUACCGUUUUGAAAUAUUACCUAUUUUUGUUUUUGUCCAGCCUUAAAUCUGUACACAUGAUCCACAAUGGGAUUUUGUUGUAACCAAAUAAAGGUUUAUCAC